AGAGAUGCAAAGAUGCUUAAUCGGUGAAAAAGAAUAAUACUCUCAUAUCCCGGUUGAUUGGAAUAACGUUCGUGUGAAGUUUGAUUUCCAUAUGUAAAUUAAUGUAUGUUUGAUAGCUAUUUUAUUAAAACGCGAAAAGUUUGUCUGGCGACUUUUGAUAUGAACUGAAGAACUAUUUGAGUGGCACAAAAUAUACAACCAUCUCGUAAAAUAAUCGCAAAGCUAUUUCAUACGAGUCGCCACAUCCACUUCUAUUAAUGACGACAACAUCGAAAAAUUAAAGAAACAGUGCUUGAAAUGCAUCAUCUCAACAUCUCUUAUGGUGGGGUUGUGCGCAUAUUUGACGUGGUGCAAAUAAGUUAUAUAAGGACUUAUGAUAUUGUAGAAGAUUAUGGCAAGUUUUAAUUGUUCGAGAAUUAUAGCAAGUAAAAUAAUGCGAAACCUUUUAACGGCUAUUUUGAUUUUGUUAUAUACACAACGAAGUAGUGCUAAUCAAAAUCCCUUUCGUGAUCCAAGUAUUUGUGGAAAACCACAGUGUGAAACGCCAUUCAGAAAAUUUAAUUUUCAUGACAAUUUAUAUAAAUACGAAUAUAACGUAGACUUAAAUACAGAAUUUUCCGGUACUGGCAAUAAUGCGUCCAGCCUUUUCCUAAAAGCAAGCGUUAUCAUAUAUUUUCCAAAGCCUUGUGAUGGAUUUUUACAAAUCACGGAUGUUAAACUUUGGGAUCAUGAGUGUAAAUCAAAGGAUGACGAAUUCAGUAAUAAUGCAAAUAGCGGAAACGAAAACUUCAAUGAAGAUGAUUAUUACGGGGAAUUUACAGAUUCAAGAGGUUAUACUGAACCCAAUGAUAAUUUUAUUAAUAUGCAUCCAAAAAGUAUUGAGCUGGCAAAAGAUUUAAAACAACAUUUGUUACGUUUCUCUUUUAACGAUGGGCUUAUUUCGGAAAUAUGCCCAAACUUCCAAGAAUCCGUUUGGGCUUUAAACUUGAAAAAAGGCAUACUCUCCAUUUUUCAAAAUACAAUGCUGCGGUUUGAUGUCGAUUUCAAUACAACAGAAGUCGAUACAUCCGGAGAGUGCAAUGUGCAGUAUACAUUAAAAGAUGUGAAUAAUGCUUUUAUAAAGAUUCGAAAGACAAAAAAUAUGCAAACAUGUCAGAAGCGCUACUCAACUAAUUCUAUACUGCAGUCUACUCCAUACAGAUUUCGUGAUGACAAAGCUUUAUGGCCAAUAAUUGACUCUAUAAGCUACUGUGAUAUGGUAAUCAACAAUAAUGUGUAUGAUGAAAUCAUUUGUCAUGAACAGCAUCAACUUAUUGUUUUUUCAAACAAUCACACCGGUGCUAUCACCAGAGUUAAAUCUCGGCUUAUACUGCAAGGAGAAGAAAAUUACAACCAAGCAGAUUUCUUAAAUGAGCAUGAUAACAUUGUGGAACGACGUUCAACACUGCUGUUUGACCACACCCCUUCUACAAAGCCAACCCGUACUGAAAUUAAAUUAGCACGGGAUCUGCUAAAGGAAAUGUGUGUUAAUGGAUUUCCAUAUAUUAAACGAGAAUUUUUAAGUGUCUUCACGAAUUUCUUGCAUACAAUUAAGCAACUUGACUAUGAAGCUUUGACACAGCUUCUUGGACGUUCAACAAGUAUUUGUGAGAAAGGAAAGUAAGUAAUUUAAAAUCUUAGGAACAUUAGGGUGUCCUUUAUUUUGAAAAUGAAUGAUUUUUCUGUAAACUCCUCUUAGAGUUUCAGUUUAUUAACAAAAUA
This is a messenger RNA of Bactrocera neohumeralis, 1761 nucleotides long. RefSeq names its product vitellogenin-like. Lineage: Eukaryota; Metazoa; Arthropoda; Insecta; Diptera; Tephritidae. The transcript has 5 exons. The record is from RefSeq and is a predicted model, not a curated record. The coding region runs from base 392 to 1663 and encodes 423 amino acids. Gene Ontology annotation, molecular function: lipid carrier activity. Gene Ontology annotation, biological process: lipid transport.